Molecule: messenger RNA, 1155 nt
Organism: Desarmillaria tabescens
Lineage: Eukaryota; Fungi; Basidiomycota; Agaricomycetes; Agaricales; Physalacriaceae
Exons: 11
Coding region: 1-1155 (384 amino acids)
Source: RefSeq, a predicted model, not a curated record
AUGUUGUUACCAUCUGUAUAUGUUCUGUGCAAAUGGCUGGCCGUCGAAAUCCGUCAAGAUUUUUCUGUUGCUUCGUCACUACUCUCUCAUUCGUCAUUGUCUUUCCAACCUUAUGGUUUACUCAAGCUCAGAGGAGAUCCACCGAUAGCAGACCAACUUUUAUCUUUAAUAGAGUUGGCCAAUAUAGAACUAUUAAUCUCAGCUGAUAUUUCUGGCAUGAACAUGGUGUUGGAGUGGUCUGUCGAUAUAGAUGCAUGCAUUAAGAACUGCACAACAGUUAACAUCUUUCUUAACACAAAUUUGCCCCCAUCAGAUCUAAGCUAUGGUGGUGGUCCCUACAAUGACAAGAUGCCAAUUGAUCCCAUCUUUAUGUCGAAUGGAAGUUACAUCGCAAACAACCGAAUUCAGCUGAUCAAUGCCACCCCUUAUGUCCCCACUGAGCUGAAUGUUUCUUCAUUCACUCCUUUGUAUCGCUACGCUCCGGGUCUCAAGGAUUACAGCUGUACAGGUCUUGUCUGUUACCCAUUUGAUCGUUACUACACCCAAAUACCAACCUCUACUGAAGAUGCAUCAAUGAAUAAAUCUACUUCCCUUGCCAUCAUAAUUAGAGAUUUCUUAAGCGGCCUCGAGAUUAAAAUGCCCAUGUGGUGGGAAGACCGUGUAUCUGUGGUCCUCCAACGAACCACCAUCGUUAUCGCAUACUGUCUCGUCAUCACCAUCACAUUUUGGAUAAUCACUCUCAUGAUCUCCCUCAUCAUGAUCACAACUGUGGUCUUUGGCUUCCGACAACGGAAUGAGAUCAUUGUCGUCCCCAUUGGGACAGUGUUUGCUUUUAUCCAACUACGAUCUUCAAUGCCUGGGGCACCUGCAGAGUUUGGAUGUGUCCUCGAUAUUUUUGGGCUGCUACCAUGCAUUGUCCUUCUAUCGAUUUCCGCCAUAGGGAUGGUUGGCAUCUACUUAUUUGCUGAUCCUGAUGAUCCGUCCCAAAAGCUCUCAGAGAACGCUCUACGUUAUGUUAUCUUACACAUCUGGAAUACUUCCAAAGAUUGGGUAUGGCGUGCUCGAUUUCGCAUUAUGAUUGCGAGACAGAUCUGGAGGGCACCUUACAAUUUUGAAAUGCCCGUCAUGAAUACUGCUCACGAAAGUCGGGCUUGA